AUGUUACAAUUUCUUUCUCUUUUUAAUACAAUCUUUAAUGAUGCGCCUCAACCUUGGCAAUUAGGUUUUCAAGAUAGUGCUGCUCCAGGAUUUACAGGUAUUGUUACAUUACAUAAUACAAUUGGAUUCUAUUUAAUUGUAAUAUGUUUCUCAGUUUUCUGGGCUUUAUUUUCAAUAAUUUAUUAUUAUAAUACUAACAAAAAUCCAAUAGCUCAUAAAUAUUUAACACAUGGUACUGUAGUUGAAUUAGUUUGGACUAUUACACCUGCUUUAAUUUUAAUUGCUAUUGCUUUCCCUUCUUUCAGAUUACUUUAUUUAAUGGAUGAAGUAAUUUCUCCUACAUUAACAAUUAAAGCUGUAGGUCAUCAAUGGUAUUGGUCUUAUGAAUUAUCUGAUGGAUGCUAUAGAUUUGAUAGUUAUAUGUUACCUGAAUCUGAUUUAGAAUUAGGUCAAUUUAGAUUAUUAGAUGUAGAUAAUAAAUUAAUAGUACCAGUUGAUUGCCAUAUUAGAUUAAUUGUUACAGGGGCAGAUGUAAUUCAUUCUUAUGCUGUUCCUUCUCUAGGUUUAAAAUUAGAUGCUGUUCCUGGUAGAUUAAAUCAAGUUUCUUUCUUAGUAGAAAGAACAGGAACAUUCUAUGGACAAUGUUCAGAAAUCUGUGGAGUUUGGCAUGGGUUUAUGCCUAUAGCUAUUGAAGCUGUAUCAACACCACAAUUUCUUAUUAUGGGUAGAUAG
Pleurotus ostreatus (oyster mushroom) is the source of this 732-nucleotide messenger RNA. The record is from the annotation of a RefSeq genome assembly. NCBI's taxonomy places the organism in Eukaryota, Fungi, Basidiomycota, Agaricomycetes, Agaricales, Pleurotaceae.